Aspergillus uvarum CBS 121591 is the source of this 2280-nucleotide messenger RNA. RefSeq names its product putative Avl9 protein. Gene Ontology annotation, cellular component: cytoplasm. The record is from RefSeq and is a predicted model, not a curated record. NCBI's taxonomy places the organism in Eukaryota, Fungi, Ascomycota, Eurotiomycetes, Eurotiales, Aspergillaceae. Bases 1 to 2280 code for a protein of 759 amino acids. The transcript has 11 exons.
AUGUCUCACGUCCACCCCCGGCAGGACCCCAUUGUGAUGGUCAUAGAUUUUCACCAUGCAAGAGGCCCUGAAAUUGAACUAUGCUUCGGUGACGAUGGAGGAGACCCGGCCGCGGAGAACGACUGGUCCUUGCUGCCAUUUAUGGCCUUAUCGGAUGGAGCGCAUUUGUCUACCGAGGAGUUCUCUUAUUUCACGGUCCGCCGGAAGGAGACUGCGACACAACCUGCCACCUCCCUGUUCGGCAUCUCAUGCUCCCGACAAAUCGACUCGAAUAUUCUCCUCUAUCGACCGCCGGACGUCACAAGGUCAACGGUGCAGAAAGCGGUGGUUGUGAUAACGGACAGUCCCCAGAGGUUGGGACAACUGAGGGAGAAGCUCUCAAUUGUCACGUCGGCAUGGUUUGCGCAACGCGAUUUUUCAGAUCACGACAUAUUGAAGAAAUUUCGGGAAGGCCUGGUCAUCAGCCUGAAGAAAGAUGAGGACACGAAGGACCAGAAUCUGGGGCUUUCCCUGCGGGAAAUGAUUCAUGAAUUCAAGCACCAGACGCUUGUCCUGUUCAAAGCUCUGCUUCUGCAACCAAAGAUGCUUUUCUUUGGUUCCAAGUGUGAACGGCUAUGCAUGAUACAAUUUUCUCUCAUCUCGUUGAUACCGGGUUUGAUGAGUCGCUUGCAAGACUCUGCCGAUCCAGCUUUUGACACCUAUUCGCAGACAGUGGAAAAGCCCACUUCUCUGAAAACAAGUGACAGAAGCUCAUUGCUGGCAUACAUGGGAUUACCCCUACAGAUUUUUGGCAAGGGAAGCAUGUUCGGACCAUACACCCCGUUGCAGCAACUGGAUCUGCUGGCGGAUCACGGAACCAAGUCAUACGUUGUUGGAUCCACAAACUCUUUAUUGUUACAGCAAAAAGAUCGCUAUAGCGAUAUACUGGUCAAUCUUGACGAAGACACUCUUACCAUCAGCUCGCCGUCUCUUCGAAAUGCUCUUACUCUCUCUGUCGCGGAUAGGCGCUGGAUCGACCUUCUCACUCAAAUCAUCAAUGAAACCUGGGAUGAUGCACACCCCCAGCAGCCCAAAACGCAUGGCUACAUGGGUUCCGAAGAAUUUAUCAGGCUCCAGUUCGAGGAGUAUCUCUUGGCGUUGCUUUCCUGUAUGCAGUAUCACGAGGAGCUUAGCUCUUCCACUGCUGGCGAGCCAGGCGGAAGAAGCCGUGCUCAGCUGGACGCUUACAACAUCGAGGGCGACCCGGCGCUGGAGUUCAAUGCAGAAUUCUUAGCGCAGUGGAGCAACACACCCAAUUAUUCAUUGUUCAAGCGCCUUACCUCUGACGCGCUUUUAUUUUCAAUUGUGGAGCCUCGUCACCCGUGCGCAGGGGGUCUGACAAUCGACGAUGUUCAACGACGUGUAACCCAACAGGUUGCCGAGCUGCACCUAGACGAGCGCGUGCGGGAAGGCCGCGAGGUCCUGAACAGACACCUCUCGACAGGCCAGAAGAAAUUCAGUGCUGCUUUCAACAGCUUCUGGGCAGAUAUUGAAUCCAUGCGGGAGGCCCAGCGGAAGAAGACCGAAGAGAAAACGACACCCUCGCAACGAUCGUCACUGGACAGGGGAUCUAGAAACUCGCCUCCGUUUUCUCCUUCUGAUACAGCAUCGAUCAAUUCCAAUGGAGGGGCUUCGUGGUUCGUUGGACGUAAGGCCCCCUCGGUGGACAUGGCACAAGCACAGGCUUCUGUGAGUGCUGUGAGCCAAAAGGCGGGCGCCUACUUUAGCUCCUGGGGCACUUGGGCCAACGAGAAACGAAAGGAAUGGCAAGAAAAAAAGCCCACGCCAACAUCACCUAUCACAACGUCGCCCUCUGUUCCCACCUUGACCUGCAGCACCGAGGCGGGUGAAACAGACCGAGGUAGACUCUCUAUGCAAUCACGGCGAAGUGAAGACCUCUCGACAUUAUCCCGGAGCGGAAGCAGAAGAAAGCGGUGGAGCAACAUUCUUCUCCGCCGCGAAAGCGGCGAGUUCAGCCGCAAGGAUGACCAGACAGGGGAUAGUGACGAGCAGGAAACUACGUAUUCAAAGUCCCCCUUGUCGCAGGAGGCUCCAGCUCAUGAGCACACCACUCAGCAUGAGGCCGAAAACCAGGGGAAGGACAUGACAACAGUCACAGAUAACACUGUCCUUACAACCACAGAAACCCAGAGGAAUUCCCCGUCCCUGUCAUCCUCUCCUAAGGAAGAACUACAUUCGAACACCUCCGAUAUACACACCGAGAAAGCAGGCCAACCAUGA